AUGUUCAAGAAGAAGCCGACGAUCAAGAACCUUUCCCCCUUGCGGUCUUCUGAUCGCAGGAAAAUCGCCGACCAAAUCAUUAGCGAUUACAAGAUCUCCAUCCCUUCAAGUCCCGCGGAAACAAGCUCGGAUUCAGCCGAUAAAGCCACUACUUCGGCCCCGACUCUCUCCUCCAUCCGAAAUGCGAUCCUCCCAGAAAACUCGCUAACCGCGCGCUUCACGACGACAGCCGGCCCAGACCUGCGCGAGGUUCAGGGUAUCGUUUACGUUGGCGCACACCCGGGAGAGGACGAGCGCGUGCUCUGGUUCAAGGUGGAACAUGGCCCUGGCUCCGAUAAAAAGCUAUAUCCGACCGUCUACACACUAUGGAAUAACCCCGAUAUCAUGCCUUUGCUACACACCCCGGGAAUGGUGAUGCAGAAACUGCAGGGUGGUGCGGAUCUCAUGACUCCCGGUCUGGCCAAUGACCCGCCCUUCGAUCCCCGGGCAGUCAAGGGCUCCCCUGUUGCGGUUGCGAGCCUGGACAGCCAUUCGGUUCCUCUCUUUGUUGGUAUCUGUGAGAUCGAUGUCUCGGCACUCGGGGAGGUCCAAGGCACUAAAGGCCAAGCAAUCCGAGGUCUGCACUGGCAAGGAGACGAAUUAUGGGCCUGGAGCUCUUCAUCGAGACCCGGUCGUCUAGCUCCCGAAUAUCUGGAAGGAUGGGAUGAAGAAGAGGAGGAUGAACUGGAGGAAGGUGUCGCUGAAUUGACCCUUGAUGAGAGCGCAGGUAAAACUGUUGAUGAUAAUCGCAAUGAUUUUGUGGAUGAAUCACCGGCUCUCGAGACAGAGCCUGCUGUGGCACUCAAAGAGCCUACAACUAACGAAAUCGAUGAUGCGUUUAUCAAUGCAUUCAUCUAUUCUCUCUACAAGCUCAAGCAGGACAAUCCAUCGGCAAAUAAUCACGGGUUGGCACUACCAGUCUCCCCAUCUAUGCUCAUAGCAAACAUGAUCACCCCUUACCUCCCGAUACAUAACCCCCAAGAAGCUCAAUUCUACAACAUCAAAAAGACAAGCUGGAAGAACGUCAAAAAAUUUAUCAAGCAAUUGGACAAGCAAAAAUUUGUGAAGUCGAAAGACCGCAAUGGGCAAGAAACCGUCAUUCUCGAUGUUGAUUUCAACGACCAUCGUGUGGAGCGAUUUGUGCCUUAUAGACUGCCUUCGCGCAAUGCUCUAGAAAGCGCCAACAAACCAGCCGCCGCGGAUGGCAAGAAGACUGCCGCAACUGGCGAUUCUGACCCAUCUGUUGGACAAACUCUCCUCGUUCAAACUCUUUAUCGCCCAACCGGGAAGCUAGCACCGACGAUCUUCCCAGCUCUCUCUACAAGCGACCCGAAGAACUUCUACAAAUUCGCCGAGGUAUCCAGCCACCUGGAUCAAUACCUCCAAUCACAAAACCCGCCUAUCAUCUCUAAAGACAACCGACGCAUCAUUACUCUCAAUCCCUUCCUCGCAGAGACCAUCUUCACCUCAUCUUCCCCCGAAGAUAAAGGAACCUUGAAGCGAGGCAUGACUACUCGCGACGGUCUCCUGAAGCGCAUCCAAGAUGACCGCACCCUUCUCCAGCCACACUACGCGAUUCUCAAGCCGGGCCAAACCCUCGCAGAGGUCAAACCUAAAUCCGGCGCAACGCCCAAGGCUCUCGUGACGAUUGAGAAGCGAACAGGCUCCAAGACCAUGACAAAGGUGACCAACUUGGAAGUUUUUGGCAUCAUUCCGGCUCUUUUGGCAGAGGAGCUGCAAAAGAAGUGUGCUAGCAGUACCAGUGUUACCCAGGCUACUGGUGCAGCCAAGGGGGUCAUGGAGGUUCUGGUACAAGGUGAUCAGCGCCAGGUUGUGCAGACUGCUCUUGUGCGGCGUGGACUGAAAUCACAAUGGAUUGAUCUUGUGGAUAAAACCAAGAAGAAGAAAUAG
Messenger RNA from Penicillium manginii, 1950 nucleotides. RefSeq names its product putative RNA binding protein Ligatin/Tma64. The transcript is spliced from 3 exons. Gene Ontology annotation, biological process: translational initiation; formation of translation preinitiation complex. NCBI's taxonomy places the organism in Eukaryota, Fungi, Ascomycota, Eurotiomycetes, Eurotiales, Aspergillaceae. The record is from RefSeq and is a predicted model, not a curated record. Gene Ontology annotation, molecular function: translation initiation factor activity. The coding region runs from base 1 to 1950 and encodes 649 amino acids.